Molecule: messenger RNA, 1497 nt
Organism: Mugil cephalus (flathead mullet)
Lineage: Eukaryota; Metazoa; Chordata; Actinopteri; Mugiliformes; Mugilidae
Product: rhodopsin
Exons: 1
Coding region: 35-1117 (360 amino acids)
Biological process (GO): G protein-coupled receptor signaling pathway
Cellular component (GO): membrane
Molecular function (GO): G protein-coupled receptor activity; peptide binding
Source: RefSeq, a predicted model, not a curated record
ACUUCUUUGAUCUGUCGCCUGAUCUUUGGAAACCAUGGAUGCAGACGAGUUGAUUGAAUCCAUCAUCAGAGCGCUCAUGUUCAUCGCAGGGAUCCUGGGGAACAACUGGCUUGCCAUAUGCUCCCUGCCCGGGCAGAAGUCUGGCCUCCGCACAAACGAGGUCCUCUUCAUCAACCUGGCUGUCUCCAACCUCAUCACCAACUGCCUGGUGGACCUGCCCGACACCAUCGCAGACUUCGCCGGACGCUGGUUCCUGGGAGAAACCUACUGCGGCGUGUUCCGUUUUUGCGCCGACCUCUCCGAAACCAGCAGCAUCUUCACCACCCUCUUCAUCUGCGCCUACUGGUACCAGAAGCUGGUGGGUUCCCUGAAACGUGGAGGUGCACCGGUGAAGCUGGACAGCCUGCGCCUUGUGGGCUGCCUGCUGGCCGGGAGCUGGACGGUGGCUAUGGUCUUCAGCAUCCCGCACUUUUUCUUCGUCAGCGUGGAGGGCACAAACGGGAGCGACGAAGACUGCAUAGACUCCUUCCCAAAUGCGGUGGCCAGGCAAACCUACGAGAUCAUCUACCUGACCGUGGCCAACGCUUUCCCUGUCGCUGGGAUUGUGUUCGCCAGCGUCCAGAUCGUCAUCACCCUCCUCCAAAACCAGCGCCGCAUACGGGGUCACGGCAACCCCGAUCCACCACAGGAGGCGGUUAAAGAGAGCAGCAAACCAGCCAGCGCCGUUCCUGUUCCAGACAGCUCCAAAGAAGUCAAAGAUUCCCACGUUUACGCAGGUCUGCCUGCUUCUUCGCAUCCGAGUCAAGAGCCUCACAACUCUCCCCUCAACGAGGACGCAGACUGCCAAGCCGGAGCUCAACCAAAUCCUUCCAAGAUGCCGUCCAAGCCCAGUCCCAACUCAGGCACUCAGGUGAGGGCAGCCAAGAGCGUGGUGGCCGUAGCCAGCGUGGUCGUGGUCUGCUGGGUGACACAUUUGCUCCUCCGCAUCACCAGCAACGUCCAGACUUCGCCGAUAGUAGUCGAGGUGGCCAGCUAUGUCGCGGCCUCCUACACCAGCAUCAUCCCGUACAUAUUCCUGCACGGAGUGAAAAAACUUUCCUGCUCGUGCAAAAGAUAGAAAUGCAAACUUCACAUCCAGCCUCUGACCGAUUUUGUUCUUCUUGUCAAGUUGUCAGCUGAUCCCAAGACGUCUCCUGCUGCCUAACGCAUUGCUGUUCCGGUGUUUAUUUGUAUGAGCUGUGUUGAGUUCUUCUGUUGUUGUAUGUGAAGAUUCUCAGUCAUGUAAUACCCCAAAAAAACAAAAAACAAAGCUGAAACAAGGGCCAGGACCUGAAGGGGUUCUUGAAAAUGUUUUGACACUCAUCCAAGUGGUCUUACAUACUCUCUAAAGGUAAGGUCUUCAUUAAAGCUGCCACCCUUAAAUAAAUAUUCUGAAGGCUUUUAGUGGAUUUGCCACUAAACAUUUGUGAGAUCUUCAGGACCUCCUGACUGAAUGAU